AUGGCACCCGCUGAGGCACGUGAACGGCAGCAGAGGGGGCAGACGGCCGCACGAGGGGCCAGAGAGCAUGGGGGGACACCUGACGGGCGGGAAGGGGAGGGGUUGGGGGGUGGGAAACGGCAUCUCCUUGGCACGACCUACGUCGUCACCGCCCCCCAUCGCCGCGACACACCGUCGCUGCCCCCCUCCCCCCCCCUCCCCCUUUUUUCCGCCGCCGCGCCUUCUCUGGCGCCGCCUGCACAUCCCGCCGCGACGCCUCGUCGCCGCCUCCUCCUCCCCCUGCCGCGACCCCCCGUCGCCGUCUCCCUCCCGCCGCCGCGCCUACUUCGGCGUCGCCCGCGCAUCCCUCCGCCGCGACGCCCCGUCGUCGCCUGCCCCUCCCGCUGCCGCGACGUCGCGUCGCCGCCUCCCCCCACCGCCGCCGCGCCUUCCUCGGCGCCGCCUGCGCAUCCCGCCGCCGCGACGCCCCGUCGUCGCCUCCUGUCCCGCCGCCGCGACUUCGCGUCGCCGCCUGCACUCCCCAUCGCCGCGACCCCCCCGUCGCCGCCUACGCAUCCCGCCGCCGCGACCCGCUCGUCGCCGCCUGCACGAUCCGCCGCCGCGACUUCGCGUCGCCGCCUGCACGACCCGCCGCCGCGACUUCGCGUCGCCGCCUGCACGACCCGCCGCCGCGACUUCGCGUUGCCGCCUGCGCAUCCCGCCGCCGCGACCUUCUCGUCGCCGCCUGCACCCCUGCCGCCGCGACCUUCUCGUCGCCGCCUGCACCCCUUGCCGCCGCGACCUAAAGUCGCCGCCCGCGCGACCUCCUGCCGCGACCUGCUCGUCGCCGCCCGCACAUCCCGUCGCCGCGACCUAACAAUCGCCGCCCCCGCAUCCUACCGCCGCGACCUGCUCGUCGCCGCCCGCGCAUCCCGCCGCCGCGCCUUCCUCGUCGCCGCCCGCGCAUCCCACCGCCGCGCCUUCCCCGUCGCCGCCCGCGCAUCCCUCCGCCGCGCCCUCCUCGUCGCCGCUCGCUCAUUCCGCCGCCACGAUUCCCUCGUCGCCAUCCGCGCAUCCCGCCGCCGAACGUUCCUCCAGCAGCAGCGGCAGCAGCGGCAGCAGCGGCAGCAGCGGCAGCAGCGGCAGCAGCUGCAUCCACCAUCGUCCUCCCCCUCCUCCCCUCCCCCCCCCCCCUCCCCCCCCCCCCCCCCCCCCCCCCCCCCCCUCCUCCCUCUCGGCUGCCGCGGGUCCACCCGCCGUCGCCCUCCCACUUGCCCGCCGCGGGUCCACCCGCCGCCGUCCACCUCGAGGCCGCCGCGGGUCCACCCGCCGUCGCCCCUCAUGGCUACCACUCCUCCCCCUCUCCCCCCUCCCAUUGACGCCUCCUCCGUCGACAAGCUUCAGCUUGCCGCGGACCGCUCGGCGAUCAACUGGCAUUCCUUCGUCGGGAGCAUCCGCCGUGUUCUCCAAGAUGCAUUCGUCGGACCCUACUGCGUCCUUGACGUCCUCCUCCGCCGCCCGCAAGCCCUCCAGCCCACGGCACCCAAUCACCCCGGCGAACCCCCUCCACCCCCCAUUCCUCCUGGUCCUCCUCCUCCUGAACCCACCUUGGAGAUCGCCACUUCCCCAGCGCUCCAAGAUGCCGCCGAUGCCGCAUUUCUCCACGAUCGCCGCGAAUACCUCAUCCGCAAGGCGGAGCAUGAGGUUGCGGUACAUAACCACGACUUCGCGGUAGCGGAACGCGCCAAUCGCCUGGCGCUCCUUGAUGAGUACAAUACGGCCAUGGCGGACUACCUCCCUCGGAGCAUCGCAUGGGCCACUGCUGACAACCGCGCCUGCACCAUCCUCCUCGGCGCACUCCCUGAUACCCUCAUGCGCCGUUUCCAAGCUCGCGAGAUGCGCGCCUCCCUCAUCUGGGCCGAGCUCCAGGCCAUGUUCGAGCGUCGCGACAUCAGCUCUGUCGGCGCCCUGUUCCAGGAGUACUUCUCCAUCACCCUCGCCACUUGUGAUGGCGCAGUUGACUACGUGGGGCGCAUGCAGGAGGUCGCUGAUCGCCUUGCGGCACGCCAAGCUGCCCUCCCCGAGCCCCUGCAAAUCCACCGCCUCCUCUACAACCUCACCCCGGACUACGAGUCCCGCCUCCAUGCCUUCACUGAGGCCAACCCCAUGGCCGGCCUCGACGACGUGGUCCAGUGGAUCAUUGACACGGAGGUCAAGCUCCGCACCCCCGUUGUCAACCUUACCACCCCUCAGUCCUCCUCCACCUCCCUCAACGUUACGCAGCCGCGCAACCAGGGUGGUCGCAGCGGCGGCGGCGGAGGCCGUGGAGCGGGUGGCGGUGGUGGUGGUGGAGGCCGUGGUGGUGGCGGUGGUGGUAGUUGUGGCCGUGGUGGCCGUGGUGGCGGUGGUGGUGGUGCUGGCAGCGCCCCUGCUGGAGGUGCUUGUUCCCGACACUUCUGGUAG
Molecule: messenger RNA, 2442 nt
Organism: Closterium sp. Naga37s-1
Lineage: Eukaryota; Viridiplantae; Streptophyta; Zygnematophyceae; Desmidiales; Closteriaceae
Source: the annotation of a GenBank genome assembly